This is a messenger RNA of Oppiella nova, 615 nucleotides long. NCBI's taxonomy places the organism in Eukaryota, Metazoa, Arthropoda, Arachnida, Sarcoptiformes, Oppiidae. The record is from the annotation of a GenBank genome assembly.
ACUGGACUUAAGCAUAAAGGGUAAUGUUAAUACUGGAAAUAUAAAUAAGUUAUAACGAGAUUGUUACUUUGACUUGAAAUAAUAAACGUAAGGAUUGGGAAAAGAUUGGUAUAAUAAUAGGCGUAAUUUGAUGCAAUAUGAUCAAUGUGAUCAAUGUAUUGAUGUUAGUCUUAUGUUUGCUAUUUGUUUAAACCGUGUGCUUAUAGUAAGGACGUUCGCCUACCCGUCCAAUUGCAACGAGCAAUGGCUGCUGAGGCUGAGGCGGCUCGCGAGGCCAGAGCUAAGGUGAUUGCGGCGGAAGGCGAGCAAAAGUCUGCGCGGGCUCUCAAAGAGGCGGCUGAAGUGAUCGCUCAAAGUCCAGCCGCCCUUCAGUUACGAUAUUUACAAACUCUGAACACAAUAUCAGCGGAAAAGAACUCGACCAUCAUUUUCCCCCUUCCCAUCGACUUCCUCAGCCAUUUCAUUAGGAAAGGCUGAGUCCACAACUCCUUCAUCCCUCACCCAUGCCUUUCAUAGUCUAAACCUUAAAUAUAUAUACAGUUUGUUUAAAUUAAUACACAAACUCUUGAACGUUUGCUAUAUCUAAGAAUGGUAUUUAUUAAUUAUAUUUAUGCU